AAGCGCUGAUCUGACAUCCUGUGACUCAUGCUUUGCAGGAAUGUUCCUUUAAGUCGGAGAAAAAUGCAAAGAGACGGGGAGGAGCCCAAGCGCGCUGUCACUCUUUCAAUAUUCCUAAGAUAUAUAUCUGGAGGCAAAAGAAAGGGAUUCAACUGCAUGGUAGCAGGUUGCGACGGAGGCGCGCGGAGUAUUUACACAUACACACUCGGUGUAUUAGCAAACUCGUUGCAUCAAACGAACGGAAUUGAGUUCCUCCUACUCGCCUGAAUAUCUGGACCGUCGGGCUGUCAAACGGGGAAUUCUUUUAAAAUUAUUGCUCCUGGUUGUUACUGUUGGGACGAAAUCAUCUUGGCUGGAACGAACUCACUUGGCUAUCUCACUCGCCGGUGAAAACUUGCCUCCACUUGUCGCUAUAAAAACACAAGAAGACAUUUCCCCAGCGCUCCAGCAAAUUCACAGAACUUCUUGCGGGAUCUUUCAGGAUCACGCUCGGCUGCCGUCUUUAACGAGGCUUUCCAGAAAAAGAUAAUGACGCGGUGGACUUUGCUUGCUGUGUUAGCUCUGUAUGCAGUGCCUUCUUUGUGCGCAGAUCAGACCCGGGUGGUUGUGGGUUCACGGUUGGCCUCCCGCUGCGACGGGCGGGCGUGCAACCCGCGCAUGGGCAACCUGGCGCUGGGCCGGCGGAUCCUGACACAAUCAGUGUGCGGCUACAACUCCAGCGAGGCCUACUGCUGGUAUGCGGACGGGCCCUGCACCGCACCCCGCUGUGGCCAGUGUGACGCCUCGCACCCACAGCACGCACACCUGGCCGCCGCCAUGGCUGACUCCUCCUUCCGCCACCCGGACACCUGGUGGCAGUCGGCGGGGGGCGUGGGUGCCGAGACGGUGCAGCUGGACCUGGAGACAGAGUUCUACUUCACGCACCUCAUCCUGGUGUUCCGCUCGCCGCGGCCCUCCGCCAUGGCGCUGGAACGCUCGCAGGACUUUGGCCACACGUGGGCACCACUCCGCUACUUUGCCACUAACUGCAGUGACACCUUCGGGCUGGCAGAGGGAGUCCCAGGGCCCAGUGGGGCGGCCUGUACCUCCAAAUACUCCGAGGCGACCCCCUGCACACGUGGAGAGGUGAUCUACCGUGCCCUCUCGCCCUGGCAUGCCCUGGACCCCUACAGCGUCCCCGCCCAGCAGCAGCUCCGGGUCACCAACCUGCGGGUGCGGCUGCUCGCCCCCCAGCGCUGCUCCUGCCAGGCCAAGGACCCCACCGCCGCGGCCCUGCCCACCGACCACUAUGCCAUCUAUGACUUCAUUGCCAAGGGCAGCUGCUUCUGCAACGGGCAUGCCGAGCACUGUGUCCCUGCCCCCGGCUACCAGCCUGUCCGGGAGAGGACCAACCAUGUGGUCCAUGGGAAGUGUGUGUGUAGGCACAACACCGCAGGAGAUCACUGUGAGAGAUGCGCGCCACUCUAUAAUGACCAGCCCUGGCAUGCAGCCGACGGCCUGACAGGGGCAGCACACGAGUGCAAGAAAUGCAAGUGUAACGGCCAUGCAGAGAGCUGCCACUUUGACUGGACACUGUGGUUGGAGUCUGGGCAGCGCAGUGGUGGUGUGUGUGACAACUGCCAACACAACACGGAGGGCCGGCACUGCGAGACCUGCAAGAGCGGCUUCUACCGGGACCCGCUCCGGCCCGCCUCUGCGCCCGACUCCUGCAAACCAUGCGCCUGCCACCCCGUGGGGUCCGUGCCCUUCCACUUGAGCGGCGACACCCUCUGUGACCCCAGCGACGGGGGCUGUGUCUGUAAGCCCGGCGUGGGUGGCCCUCACUGCGACAGGUGCAUGGUGGGAUACUGGGGGUUCCAGGAGUACGGCUGCAGGCCAUGUGACUGUGCGGGCGACUGCGACCCCUUCACCGGGGACUGCAUGAGCGGGUCAGACCUGGAGCUGUACUACAGAGGAGACUUCCCCCUGGGGCACAAUGACAGUGAGCCAGGGCCCAUCUUCCGUGCGGACGAGCUCUUCUCAGCCUUGCACUACUCAGAGAAAUGUGAAUGCAAAGACCAAGUUCUGGGGAGCCCCAAACUCUUCUGCAACAUGAAGUAUGCCUACGUGCUGAAGGUGAAGGUCCUCUCGGCACACGAUAAGGGCUCCCAUGCAGAGGUGGACGUGAAGGUGCGGAAGGUCCUGAGCCAGAACACCAAGGUGAAGGUCCAGCGGGGGAUAGUCACCCUGUACCCCGAGUCCUGGACAGCACGGGGGUGCACAUGCCCCAUUCUCAACCCAGGGGCAGAGUACCUGGUGGCGGGACAUGAAGACCGCAGGAAGGGUCGCUUGAUAGUCAACAUGAAGAGCUUUGUCAAGCCCUGGCGGGCAAGCCUGGGUCGCAAGGCUCUCCAGUUCCUUAAAACGGACUGCAAGUGGUAGGGUCGGGGGCAGGGGGCGGAGCAGGCAUGGAGAGAGAGCGAGCGAGAGAGAGAGAAAGAAAGAGAGGGAGGGAGCAGAGACCGAAGAGACUGCCAUGGGUUUGCGUCCGCAUGUGGCAGAGAUGUCAAGGGGAAAAGAAUGGGCGGAGGGGCGCAUGGCGCCCUGAACCUCGUAGGGGCACCUCGGGAAAUGGAAAAACUGAGCAGUGUGGGGGAAGAACAGCACACGUCGUGAUUUGGCGACUGCUUUGCCUUGACCUCCUUUGGCCUGGGCCACAGCUCCUCAUGGACUCUGCUACAUUCUCUGCUGUCGGACUCCGGUCUUCAACGUCGGCCACAGAUGCAGCUAUGCUGUCUGAAGCACUUUAUAUACACGAGCAGGCGGGUGGAUCUGAUUGGACCCCAUGCUUGGACAGAGACUGAACAGAUGGACAGAUAGCAGUUUCCCUUACCUGCUUGCGAGGAAGAGGAGGGACUUCCUCUCUAAAGUUCCUCAUUCAAGAUGAGAAGGUUUCAGUCCGGAAAGCACACUAUUAAAAGUUUAAGUGGGUGGCAGGUAUUUCGGGGGGGUUCACUUUGGAUUGACCAGUGACCACACUGGUCACUCAGCUGUCACUCCUCAUAUUGCUAAUGAACGCAGAUGGACGAGCAAGUUAAACGUUUCUUCAGCGAGUUCUUUCAAGGCAGAAUCCUACAUCCGUGCAUCAUUAUACAGCCUUGUACUCGGCUCUAUGGCAGCCACAUGCUCAUGCGCACACACACGAAUACAGACAGACAGACACACAUACACACACAAACACAGACACAACCACAAAUACAGACAGACACACACAUACGCACGCACAACAUUCAGAAUUUAUCAAAGCCUUGAACUGAUGGAUUGAAACUGUUGUUUAUACUUUUCAGGUUUGAAAGCCAUAAAUGCUGUGGUUUCUCAGUGUUGAUACUAGUCAUGAUGUGUAUAACAAUGCAAGAGGAGAAAAAGAUAAAAAAACGCAACAUUAUGCA
Molecule: messenger RNA, 3428 nt
Organism: Megalops cyprinoides (Indo-Pacific tarpon)
Lineage: Eukaryota; Metazoa; Chordata; Actinopteri; Elopiformes; Megalopidae
Gene: ntn4
Product: netrin 4
Exons: 10
Coding region: 529-2421 (630 amino acids)
Biological process (GO): cell migration; basement membrane assembly; substrate adhesion-dependent cell spreading
Cellular component (GO): laminin trimer
Molecular function (GO): protein binding
Source: RefSeq, a predicted model, not a curated record